AUGGCCGAAGCGGGGGCGCGUAAAAGUGGAGAUGAACCCGGGAAAUUGCCUGAACAAGAAGAGGAGGAAGAAGAAGAGGAGGAGGAGGAGGAGAAAUCCCAGGUUUUGCACGGAACGGGCCAUUGCAAGUGGUUUAAUGUGCGAAUGGGAUUCGGAUUUAUUUCCAUGCUCAACCGCGAGGGAAGCCCGUUGGAGUCUCCGGUGGAUGUCUUUGUACACCAAAGCAAGCUUUACAUGGAAGGAUUUAGAAGCCUAAAAGAAGGAGAACCAGUGGAAUUUACUUUUAAGAAAUCUUCCAAAGGCCUUGAAUCAAUACGGGUAACAGGUCCAGGUGGGAGUCCCUGUUUAGGAAGUGAGAGACGACCCAAAGGAAAAACAGUACAGAAAAGAAAGCCAAAGGGAGAUAGAUGCUAUAAUUGUGGUGGCUUCGAUCAUCAUGCUAAGGAAUGUAUUCUACCUCCACAGCCAAAGAAGUGCCAUUACUGUCAGAGCAUCAUGCACAUGGUGGCAAACUGUCCACUUAAAACUGUUCCACAGCAGCCUACGAGUUACCAGGGAAGAUAUGAAGCUGACACCCAGCCCUCCACAUCAGCCUUCCUGAGGGAAGGAGGAGGAGGAGGGGCCUAUGGCUAUACUUCUCCAUCUUAUACUCUGGAAGGAAGGCCAGAUAUCUUACAGCAUUCAGGAAAGUCACCUCAAGAAGCUGCUUCAAGUAAGUUUUCUCCAUCACCAGAAGAGCAAAGCCGGAAGGGACCGUCAAUUCAAAAAAGAAAAAAGACUUAA
Messenger RNA from Protobothrops mucrosquamatus (brown spotted pit viper), 783 nucleotides. It is a transcript of the gene LIN28B, whose product is annotated as lin-28 homolog B. NCBI's taxonomy places the organism in Eukaryota, Metazoa, Chordata, Lepidosauria, Squamata, Viperidae. Gene Ontology annotation, molecular function: zinc ion binding; nucleic acid binding. Bases 1 to 783 code for a protein of 260 amino acids. The transcript is spliced from 4 exons. The record is from RefSeq and is a predicted model, not a curated record.